GAAAAGGAGAGGAGAGGAAGGUAGAUUUCUCGUGUAUAUUAUUCAAUUAGCAACACCUCAUAAUUUAUGUGAAUCUCAAGAGAAAAAGUACAAAACAAACCACAACACACACCAGUCUGGCACCAUCUACUCUAAAUAAAAGAAAUGUGAUGAAUUCUUUGACAUCUCUUCCUCAUCAACUUCAAGCAGAAUCUGGGUUCCCUAGAUUGGAUUCCAUUUUCCUUGUAUCGUCUCUCCUGGAGAUUUGCUUUAUACUAAAGGUAGCUUCCUCUGUUUUUCUCAGUAUUACUGGAUUUGGGUUACCCCUUUAUGGGUUCAGCUUGUUUCUUGAUUCAAUUUCUGGGUUCAAAGCAUUCAUCACCACUGCCUCUGCCUCGGUCUCUUCGACAUUCAAGAUUCAGUUAUUCGGAAGCGUAACGUAACACCUAGUUCUAGAGUAUAUUCUCAUAAUUGGGGAUUCAUAUAGGAGAUUUCAACUCUUUGUAGAUUGGUUUGGACGGCCAAAACCUUGUCACCUAUCAUUCUGAUUGAGGAAUUGAACACCCAACCUAUGACACAGUAACAGUUUCUGCCGUAGGGUGUCAAAAAGGGCUUUUAGGGUUGGAAUCGAGGCUUUGAGAAUUAAGGGUAAUUUAAUUUCACUAUUUUCUAUUGGAUAUGAUUGGCGCCAGGGUGCAGUGUAGAAAGUGGGAAUGAAAAUUUUAUAAUGAGUGAGGUAAGGUGGAUGUUUGUCCAUGGCCACCCCAGACAACAAACUAGCUGAUCUAGUUGACAUAGUGAAAUCCUGGAUUCCCCGGAGGACCGAGCCUGCCAAUUUAUCGAGGGACUUUUGGAUGCCCGAUAAGAGCUGUAGAGUAUGUUAUGAGUGUGACUCCCAGUUUACUGUAUUUAACCGCAGGCAUCAUUGUCGGCUUUGUGGACGAGUAUUUUGUGCCAAGUGUACUGCAAACUCAGUUCCAGCACCAUCUGAUGAGCCCAAGGCUGGUCCAGAAGAUUGGGAGAGGAUUAGGGUGUGUAAUUUUUGCUUCAAGCAAUGGGAGCAGGGGAAACUGACAGUUGAUAAUGGGAUCCAUGCAUCCAGCCCGAGCCUCAGCCCAUCUCCAUCAGCUACAAGCUUGGCCAGCACAAUGUCUAGUUGCACCUGUAACAGCACCGGCAGCACUGUCAGUUCAAUUCCAUACUCAACUGGACCUUACCAGCAUGUCCAAUAUAGUUCUGGACUCAGCCCUCGUCAGUCUGCCCAAAUGGAUCCAGUUGCUGUUAAGCAAGACCAAAUAACAGGCGGGAGCAGCACAAAUCCUAUUGAAGAUGUAGCAGGUCCAUCUGCUAAUCAAUACACCUUUUGCAUCAACAGGAGUGAUGAUGAAGAUGAUGAAUAUGGUAUUUAUCAAUCAGAUUCUGAAACAAGGCAUUUUUCUCAGGCUGAUGAAUAUUAUGAUGCAGUCAAUUUUGAUGAGAUUGAGAGUGUAUAUGGACCACAUAAAGUGCAUCCUGAUGGAGAUGACACAAAAAGCACAGACCAUUCUCAAAUACCUGAGAAUUUUGAUACACAUAGUUUAGAAGGAAUCAAGAAUCAUAGGGAAGAAGCAGAAAAUAAUGAUAAUGGUCAUGAGUGUGAAGCUCCUCCUCCAUAUCAUGUGGAAUGUAUGCAUGCAGAACCAGUGGAUUUCAACAAUGGCAUUCUCUGGCUCCCUCCAGAGCCAGAAGAUGAAGAGGAUGACAGAGAAGCUGCUUUAUUUGAUGAUGAGGAUGAUGGGGAAUCUACAGGAGAGUGGGGGCAGCUACACUCUUCAAGCAGCUUUGGUAGUGGGGAGUGCCGUAGCAAGGACAGGUCAAGUGAGGAGCAUAGGACGGCCAUGAAGAAUGUGGUUGAUGGACAUUUUAGAGCUUUAGUAGCUCAGCUUUUGCAGGUUGAGAACCUACCUGUGGGUAAGGAUGAUGACAAAGAGAGUUGGUUAGAGAUAAUUACAUCUUUGUCGUGGGAAGCUGCCACAUUUCUAAAACCAGAUACAAGCAUAGGUGGAGGGAUGGAUCCUGGUGGUUAUGUGAAAGUUAAAUGCAUAGCUUGUGGGCAUCGUAGUGAGAGUAUGGUGGUUAAAGGAAUUGUUUGUAAGAAAAAUGUGGCUCAUCGACGAAUGACAUCUAAAAUAAGUAAACCACGUUUCCUACUCCUUGGAGGAGCUCUGGAGUAUCAGCGGGUUUCUAAUCACUUGUCAAGUUUUGAUACUUUGUUGCAGCAGGAAAUGGACCAUUUGAAGAUGGCAGUUGCAAAGAUCAAUGCUCAUCACCCCAAUGUUCUUUUGGUAGAGAAGUCAGUAUCUCGAUUUGCACAAGAGUAUCUUCUGGAAAAGGAUAUAUCACUUGUUCUGAAUAUCAAAAGGCCACUUUUAGAACGUAUAUCUCGCUGCACGGGUGCACAAAUAGUCCCUUCAAUUGAUCAUCUCACAUCGCCAAAGCUGGGGUACUGUGACAUAUUCCAUGUGGAGAAGUUUCUUGAAGAGCAUGGGAGUGCUGGGCAAGAUGGGAAGAAAUUGGUGAAGACUUUGAUGUUUUUUGAGGGUUGCCCAAAACCUUUGGGCUGUACUAUUUUGCUCAAGGGUGCUAAUGGGGAUGAGUUGAAGAAAGUGAAACAUGUGAUCCAGUAUGGAGUUUUCGCAGCUUACCACUUAGCUCUUGAGACAUCUUUUCUUGCUGAUGAAGGUGCUUCUCUGCCGGAACUCCCUUUGAAGUCUCCAAUAACAGUUGCAUUACCUGAUAAACCACUGAGUAUUGACAGGUCCAUCUCCACAAUUCCUGGUUUCAGUUCCCCUGCCACUAGAACGCCUCAGGGCUCCCAAACUACCAGAGAACCAAAGAAAUCCUAUAAUAACCGCAUGUCAGAUGGAGCCUCAUCAACCAAUGCUGCCCCCAUUUGCAAAUUGGAAGUGAUGCAAUCAACUUGUUUCUCAGAUGGUCUUAACUCUGAAACACUGUACACAGAACCUGCCUCUAGCUCCAGCAAAUCUUGUGCUUCAUGCACUUCCUCAUCCCCUUCAGGGCAAGAGUACUCAGUGGCUUACCAUAAUGAGGCAUUCUCUAGUUGUGACUGCGAGGGUAAUAAAGUGUGUCUGAAUGGAUCUUUUAAGAAUGAAACUUCUAUAUCCAAUAGUGGCCAAGGUAUUUUGGAUGUUUAUUCGAGUUCUAAUGGUUUUAGCACCUCAGAGGCACCGAGACAAGGUGUUGGCAGUAAUCAUGCUGACAGCAAUGGAUUGGCUGCAAAUCAACUUGAUAUUUUGGAGUUGGAAACCUUGGAAAAGUAUAAUAAUAAUAAUCACCAUGAGGUGAUGAGAUCUUCAAAAGAAGAGUUUCCUCCCUCACCCUCUAAUCAUCAGAGCAUUUUGGUGUCCUUGUCAACACGCUGUGUGCGGAAGGAUACCGUGUGUGAGCGGGCACAUCUCUUUCGAAUAAAAUAUUAUGGAAGCUCUGAUAAGCCUUUAGGGCGGUUUUUACGAGAGCAGUUAUUUGAUCAGAGUUAUCGCUGCCGUUCAUGCGAUAUGCCAUCAGAAGCACAUGUUCAUUGUUAUACACAUCGUCAAGGCAGCCUUACUAUUUCUGUGAAGAAGCUUCAAGGAAUUGCUUUACCAGGGGAGCGAGAAGGAAAAAUCUGGAUGUGGCACAGGUGUCUGCUAUGUCCUCGCAUCAAUGGGUUCCCUCCAGCAACACGCAGAGUAGUGAUGUCUGAUGCUGCAUGGGGUUUGUCUUUUGGAAAAUUUUUGGAACUCAGCUUUUCAAACCAUGCUGCUGCAAGCAGAGUUGCUAGUUGCGGUCAUUCCCUUCAUAGGGAUUGCCUACGGUUUUAUGGUUUUGGAGGAAUGGUUGCUUGCUUCUGCUAUGCUUCAAUUGAUGUUCAUUCCGUUUAUCUUCCACCACCAAAACUUGAAUUUAACUCUGAUAUUCAGGAGUGGAUACAAAAGGAAGCAGAUGAGGUGCACAACAGAGCAGAACUACUAUUUACUGAAGUGUACAAAGCUCUCCGUCAGAUAUUGGAAAAAACAUCAGGCACAGAAUCACUGGAUGGCAUGAAAGCACCUGAAUCAAGGCACCAUAUUGCAGAACUGGAAGUCAUGCUAGAGAAGGAGAAAGGAGAAUUUGAGGAAUCACUAUGGAAUGCACUACAUAGGGAGGUGAAAGCUGGCCAACCUGCAGUUGAUAUUCUUGAGAUUAAUAGACUGCAAAGGCAGUUAGUCUUGCACUCUUAUGUCUGGGACCAACGCUUAAUAUAUGCAGCCAGCUUAGGUAGCAAUAAUCUCCAGGCAGGUCUGAGCAGUUCCACACUGAAACUGAAGGAGAAACCCCUCACUUCUGUUGAGAAGGUUGUUGAUAUGAAUGUGACAUCUAAGGCAGGUAAAGGCUUUAGUAGUCAUGAUUUGAUUCUUCUGGAUAUGAACCCUAACAUAGUCCUUAAUCUAGGUGGAAAAGUUGGCCCUGUUAGCCAGCCUAGCAGAGUUCACAAAGGAAAAGACAUGGAUCAGGGUUUGAAUAACAGGAAAGAGGCUGAGAUUUGUCUUUCUUCUAGCUCAAAUGUCAAUGAUCAAAGUGAUCCUGUGGAAUCUGGAAAAAUUGUGAGAAGAGUCCUCUCAGAUGGACAGGAUCCUGUGGAAUCUAGAAAUCUUGUGAGAAGAGUCCUCUCGGAUGGACAUUUCCCAGUUAUGGGAAACUUAUCUGAUACCCUAGAUGCAGCAUGGGCUGGUGAAAGUCAUGCAGGAAGUAAAACAUCUAAAGAGAAUGGCUAUCUAUGUGCUGAUACAGUGGUGGUAGGGUCUUUGGCUACAGUAGAACCAGUUGCAGCAGACUUAGAAAUGGAAAACUGUACUAACCAUCAAAGUGAGGUUGAGGUAGCUCAUUCUCGUGGCUCUUCAUCAUCUAUGAAGGGGCCUGAAAAAAUGGAAAACUCCAUGACACCACUGGGGGUGCCUUUUUCAAAUUUCUCUUACAUGUUCAGCAAGAAUUCUUCAUGGAAUGCUCAAAAACUUGGUAUAAUUUGUGAGUAUAAUCCUGCAUAUGUCUUGUCAUUUCGGGAGUUGGAACAUCAAGGUGGUGCCAGGCUGCUUCUUCCUGUGGGUGUUAAUGAAACAGUGGUGCCUGUUUAUGAUGAUGAACCCACUAGUAUUAUCUCUUAUGCACUUGUCUCACCAGAUUAUCAUGCACAGGUGUCAAAUGAGUUAGAGAGACAUAAGGAUAGUGGCGAAUCUUCUGUCUCAUUGCCAAUGUUUGAGAAUCUACUUUCACUUCACUCUUUUGAUGAGACGGCUUCUGAAUCCUAUAAAAAUCUUGUCUCUACUGAUGAGAAUAUCUUAUCCUUGUCCGGGUCUCGGAGCUCCUUAGUUUUGGACCCACUCUUAUACACAAAAGAUUUUCAUGCCAGAGUCUCUUUCACUGAUGAUGGCUCACUUGGGAAGGUGAAGUACACUGUGACUUGUUACUAUGCAAAACAGUUUUAUGCCUUGAGGAAGACUUGUUGCCCUUCUGAAUUAGAUUUCAUACGGUCACUUAGUCGUUGUAAGAAAUGGGGGGCCCAGGGUGGCAAGAGCAAUGUCUUCUUUGCAAAAACCCUGGAUGAUCGAUUUAUCAUCAAACAGGUUACAAAAACAGAGCUGGAGUCCUUCAUCAAGUUUGCACAGGCUUAUUUUAAGUACUUAUCUGAAUCAAUCAGCACUGGGAGUCCGACUUGCCUGGCAAAGAUCCUGGGCAUUUAUCAGGUUACAUCAAAGCAACUUAAAGGAGGGAAAGAAUCAAAGAUGGAUGUUUUGGUAAUGGAGAAUCUUCUUUACAGGCGUAAUAUUACACGGCUUUAUGACCUAAAAGGAUCGUCUCGAUCACGUUAUAAUCCAGAUUCAAGCGGGAGCAACAAAGUUCUGCUGGAUCAGAACCUGAUUGAGGCAAUGCCAACUUCUCCUAUUUUUGUGGGGAAUAAGGCAAAGCGGUUGCUAGAGAGAGCUGUCUGGAAUGAUACUUCAUUUCUUGCUUCGAUAGAUGUAAUGGACUACUCAUUACUGGUUGGGGUGGAUGAGGAAAAGCAUGAACUGGUCCUUGGGAUAAUCGACUUUAUGAGGCAAUAUACCUGGGACAAGCACCUUGAAACCUGGGUGAAGGCCUCAGGCAUCCUUGGGGGGCCUAAAAAUACAGCUCCCACUGUGAUUUCACCAAUACAGUACAAGAAGAGGUUCAGGAAAGCCAUGUCUGCUUAUUUUCUGAUGGUUCCAGACCAGUGGUCACCAGUAAUUAUCGUUCCCAGUGGGUCACAAUCAGACCUUUGUGAAGAAAACUCAACAGGUGGGCCUUCCUUUGAUUGAUGUCCCCACAAGUAAGUUGAGCAUCAAUAUGUCGAAACUUAUUCUUGGAUAGCUCUGUUGAUCGUUCAUUAAUGGGAGAAAAAAAAAAGAAAAAGGAAAAAAAAGAAGCUUUUCAGGGGUAUGAUGUUGGAUUGGAUGGUGUUCCUGUGGGUUUAUUCUUGUUCUGUAUAGAUUUAUAUGUGUCUAAGAGUAAUCCAAAUUUUGAUGUAAUGUUCUUGUAUGAUUAUUUUCCAUAUGUAAAGGUUGCAUGUCUAUGUUUUUUACAUGUUUGCUCAAC
Messenger RNA from Vitis riparia (riverbank grape), 6609 nucleotides. Its product is annotated as 1-phosphatidylinositol-3-phosphate 5-kinase FAB1B. Lineage: Eukaryota; Viridiplantae; Streptophyta; Magnoliopsida; Vitales; Vitaceae. Gene Ontology annotation, molecular function: metal ion binding; 1-phosphatidylinositol-3-phosphate 5-kinase activity; ATP binding. Gene Ontology annotation, cellular component: endosome membrane. The record is from RefSeq and is a predicted model, not a curated record. Gene Ontology annotation, biological process: phosphatidylinositol phosphate biosynthetic process. The transcript has 11 exons. The coding region runs from base 735 to 6332 and encodes 1865 amino acids.